Messenger RNA from Somion occarium, 1299 nucleotides. The record is from the annotation of a GenBank genome assembly. NCBI's taxonomy places the organism in Eukaryota, Fungi, Basidiomycota, Agaricomycetes, Polyporales, Cerrenaceae.
AAUCCUGUCUUGACCUAUGACAGCGAGGCGCAAACUCAACGAACUAGGUCUAGUUCUCGCGGAACCCCCGUCUAGUAUAUUUGCCUUAUAACAAGGUGUCAAAUACGGUAGAGUACAGCGUAGAAAAAAUGUUGGCUGCAAACGCGAUCGCAACAAUAUCUCUGUUUGACGCGGUGUAUGAGCCAGUUCCAGGAGGCAAGUCGAUUGCAGACCUUGAACUCGAACGAAGUGUUCCCUCUUGCAAUAGGCCCUUCAUUCGGCCAGAAUAUGUUGUCGCAAAAGAGUACCUCGAACCCGGCCAGGAUCAGGACGCCAUCAAAGAUACCAUUGGUCCUGAGCCACCAGCCCGAUUACCCUCCAACCUCCCGCCGCCAGGGGACUUACAUGCAAGUUUAAGACUUGGUCGACAGAUUGCGUCUGGACGAGCUGGAACUGUAUAUGUGGUCGAGCUUGAUGAGGACGCGUCCAGUCCUGAGCUGACGGCCGCGACUUUGCCACGUCUUGUCGUCAAGAUCUGUCAUCCGACGACGUACUACAGGAUUUCUCGAGAAGCGUUCCAAUAUGAGGAGAUGGAAUCGCUGCAAGGGACCGUGAUACCCCGUUAUUAUGGUCUUUUCCAAGUAACGCUUGAGCCUGGUGUGAUGUUUCGAUAUUGGUUCAUGGAAAAACUUUAUGGAGGCAAAGGGUCUAACGACUCCGACGAAGAAGAUCACUCUGAAUUUCCUCGUUGCUUGACUGUUCUCGUUCUGGAAUACAUCAGUGAAGAGUUUUUACCUGUCAGACGCAGACUAAAGGACAAUGAUACUGAGGAGAUCAAGGAAAUGUUCAGAGAACUAGCACGCCUUGGGGUCUGGCAACCAGAUAUCCAGCAAGAUGACAUACUGUGGGUGCCCAAUGCGGAGUCUGCUGGCCGGUACCGGUGGCGUCUCGUGGAUUUUGACAGGGCUCGCAAGUCAAACAUGAGUCUUCGUAGGUUUGAAAUUGAGAAUAACCGGCAUUUGCGUGCAAUGUUCAAAUGGCUGCGUUGAGGUGGUUGGCAGGUGCAGAACGGAUAACGAGCGAUUGGCAUGUAUACCAUGGAUUGUGCUCAUUUUGUUAUAAGUAUUCCGCGUUGGAAAAUUACCUUCUGUCCUCGUUGUAGCCUGGGGCAUCGGUUGGCGGCAGGCUCGGGGGCACACUUAUUGUUUUUGGUGGAGCCUAUGUACCACCGCAUCAUAUCUCGAUAUAAUCCGGAUACACAACAACGAUCGCUCCAGUGGCAUUGUGUCUCCAACCCCCUUUGAAUGAAUCGUUCAGACC